AUAUCUAAACAUUUGUUUACGGAUGAAAUAACAGUAAGAGUUGUGAGUGAAGUGGUAAGAACUACAAAUGUUAUGACCUUUACCCCAGAGACCGAUGUUACAAGAGUUUUCACACGUUUAUUUCCGUGGAAUAGUCCAGGACUGUUGACCAGUGUUGCUAGAUGGGCGAGUGAUACUUUUGCACCGAUAACCCUAGAACUGGCGACGAAAGAGUUUCCAACGAUUUGCUACGACUGUCCUGUGUAAUAAUACACUUUAUGACUGAUAUUUUUGUCAACUGUUCGAAGAUUUACCAAAAAAAGAAAUAAAAAGGAAAAUAGUUCGUUUAUUUUAAUUUAUUUUUAAUAGUCUAAGAUCCUACUCCCAGUGUGUAAAGUCAGCCAUUGACGGUCAAUUGUACUCACGGCAGCGAAGACGUUUCAUAAGUCGAGCCAUCAUGCACGCAGCGACCAAUACACGAUCCGUUAUAGUCGUGGGUGCUGCAGGAACGUGAGAAUAAUUGAUCGUCAAUGAUGUGCAUAAGACAACCUUCACCGAACUUUGACUAAAAAAAAUUAUAUAAAGACUUUUCGUCCAUUAAUUCCUUAUUUAUUCACUCACAAAUGACGUAAUUAUCUAGUGGUAAGAGAAUUUUCAACAUUGGUUUUAUAGUUCCCGAGAUUACUUACCGCCUACUACACCACUUUAUUAUAAUAGUAUAGAUUCUCUACCUAUUUUUGUAUAUUGGGAGAAGUUGUCUUUACUUAUCGUUUGUUAUAAUGUUAUGGGUUGUUCUAAUUGAAGUACACAAGUCCAUUUCACAAGUUUAUUAUUAUUGAAUCAAUUAAGAAUUAUUAUUUAGAAGAUGCAACAAACACCACUAAUCUACUUAUGAACUAAUCUUGGACGCCAGAAGGGCUUUCGUUUAGAUGUUCUGCAGGCACCCUACCAAGCCUUUCAAUAGCGCUAGCUCGGAGCUAAUAUAAUUAUAAGCUGAAAUUACUAUUUAUGUUAAAAAUUGUUCCGUCAUAAUUAGUUGAAAAACGAAGCAAUGACGAUAUCAUUGGAUUGCACAGAUUUUCAUCAUAUUAUAAAACUACGAGUAAGAACCAUAUUGAACUCGUCAGCUAUCAAACAAAAAUGAUCCCAUCAAAUCGGUAAAAUUCAUAACAAUAAAAUACUCGACGGCACAGACAGACUAAUGUAAGCCACUGACGUUCACAUGCCUGCAGAGCGAACGACGGCAUGAUGCACAUCGCAACCAACACACGAUCAGUUUUAUCGGCUGUCAAGCCGUUAGCGCUGCAGGCAUGUGAGAUUACUUGAUCGUCAGUGGCUGACAUAACACAUGCACAGAUACAUCACAUAUCAAUCCAUCAAAUAAACACUCUUUUUCAUAUCGGGGUAUAAAAUAAAUGUUAUCAAACUGCAGAAAAUCUUAAAUUAAUAAUGUUUUAAAGGAUUAUGUAGAUUAUGUUAUCAUUAUUAAUUAGGUACUUAGUUACAAUAUUAUUAUAUACUUUAUUUGAUAUCAGAACUACGUGUCUACAUAAAAAUAACUAUAAAUUUUCUGUUUCUUUGAUAUUAAUAAUUCUAGUGAAAAGUACCUAAUUAUGAUCAAAAUAUUAGUUUGCGCUGCAUUUAUCUGUGCGAUUUCUGUGCAGUGUCAACAAUUUGAUUGGAGUAAGUGAUAAUAUUUUAUUACUUGUAAUAAACUAAAAGCACAGUUAAAAAAUUCUAAAGUUAAAACUAAAAACACAGUCUGCAAUUUCGCCCGUGUCAACGGUUCAUUACCAAUUAUCCUUUUGACGCGGCGAUCUAUCGAUCAGGGUUUUCUUUUAUAAUAACGGAUCUCGUACCUAUCCGUAUUUUAGUAAUUAUAAUUUAGAAGACAAUAAUUAUGAUAUUUCAGAUCGUCAAGCAUGCUUAGUGGGACACAGGGAGUAUUAUGCGAGAGUCAUGCAAGAGAUGUUCACACAAAUAGAAAAAGAUGUUAGAUGGUGUAACAUGAGGCUGCGAGAUAGACAACAAACAGUUAACGAACGUCUUUACAAUUGGAAUGUAACAGGUACAGUGAAUUACACCGAAAAUUUUGUAGUGUCAAUUGAAAAAAUCGACCUUUCAAAUAUGCAUGGCGAAGUCACCCCGUUUGUAGUCAACGGUACUCAAGAGUCGCUGCAAGUUGUCAGAGGGCAAGUGAACCUCAGAGAGAUAACUAUAGGAUUCGAUGUUAUAGCCAAUUUAGACGACUCGGGGAUGCAUCGAUUGACUGGAGAAUAUACACAUGAGAUCGUCUCGUUUAAUACGUGGAUCAGAUGGAACCCAAAAACCAAUGAUCUAACUAGCGAGGCGAGAUUUCUAUCAAUGACAACAGGAAAUCGUCGCGUGGCUUAUAGACCUGCCAGCAACAUCUCAGAAGCACUUUCUAGAGGAGUAAGGUUUUAUUUUUAA
This is a messenger RNA of Bicyclus anynana (squinting bush brown), 2430 nucleotides long. RefSeq lists its product as uncharacterized. Bases 1939 to 2430 code for a protein of 163 amino acids. The transcript has 4 exons. NCBI's taxonomy places the organism in Eukaryota, Metazoa, Arthropoda, Insecta, Lepidoptera, Nymphalidae. The record is from RefSeq and is a predicted model, not a curated record.